AUGUUGAUUGACCAUGCGUAUCCAGAGAUUGAUCGAGAUAUUAAAGAUGAUUUGUUGGUGCAGGCUCACAUGACCAAUAAUACACUGAAGCAGCUUGUGAAAUAUCAUCCGAAUCACCCAGAGCCAACACUUGUUGUCGAGCCUUUCGGUUUUAUUAAAGAUGUUAAAUAUGUUGAUCCAGAUCCAGUUAAUCAUCAGAACUGGAGAAAUGAAGUGGAAAUGAAAGAAGCAAGAUAUGCUGACGAGCUGAAAAUUCUUAAAGAUUUCAAAACUACUAAGAAUGAGUGGUAUGUGAAAGAAACCAGAAGAAGACGUAGAAUGGCAACUCCUAUUGUUCGAGAAGGUGAAGGAUCUUCUUCGCAACCUAAGAAGAAACAAAAGAAAGCUGCUCAAACAUUGUUAAUAGAUGAACCUGAAGAAGAUAAUCCUGUGGUUUCUGUUGAGAAAGAACAAGUUGUAACUGCUGAAGACGAUCCAUUUAAUGUUGAUCAAUUGUUUGAUAGAGAUGUUUUGGAAACAGGGCCAAAAAUUGUUGCUGAUGUUAAUAAAGUGGUAAAUGUUGAAAGUCAGAAAGAGAAAGAGAAGAUUGUUGAAGAUGUUGAGGGAGAUGAUGUGAACAAAGAUACUACAAGUUCAUCAAGUUCUUCAGAUGAUGGUAUUGACGAGAUUGAAAGUCAAAAAAGAAUUCAAGAGGAGAUUGAAAAAGAAAAGCUGUUAAGAAAGAGAAAGAGACAGGAAAAGGACGAUGAUGAUGUUUAUGUGCCUUCUCCAGAACAUGUCUCAGGAUCACAAUCUCCUCCUGGUGGAAGAAAGAAAGCUGGAGCUUGUAAGAAAGUUGUUUCUCCAAAGUUACGCAAAGUCUCUCCAAAGAUCAAGAUUCCAAAGAUUGUGUUAAAAAAGAAACAAACAAAAGAAAGCAAAAAGCCACCUACACCACCACAUGAACCAAUACCACCACAAUCACCUAUCCAAUCACCACCCCUACAACCUACUUCACCACAACAAUCCUCACCACCUAAACAACCAACUCCACCAAGACAACCAUCACCUAUUCAUCAUUCACCACCACUACAACAACCUUUUCUUACCUCACAAGAAAUAUUUCAAACACCUCCACUCACCCAAAUGCAACCUGGUUUGUCUAGCAAAGGUCUUUAUACUCCACAGGAUAAUCUUUUAGAUGUUGGAGAUUUUGAUUUUGCCAACACUUCACAAGUCAGAAAUGUUGAAAAGAAAGUUGAAGAAGUUGUUGCUGAGAACAAGAGGCUAGCAGCUGAAAACAAGAAAGUGUCUCAUAGGGAUAAAGUUUUAGAAAUGCGUGUGAAGAAGCUGGAGAUGGAUAACAAAGAGUUGGUGAAAAAGAUUGAAUCUGAUCAAUCAGAAAUUGAUAUCUUGAAAGUGAAAGUUGCUGAGCUGGAAGAAGAAAAGGCUAGACGUGAUGAACAGAAUGAAUACUUUAAGUUGAAGAUCAAAGAAUUUGAAGCAGCUAAAGCAUUAAGAGAUCACGAGUUCUAUAUGCUGAACAAAGUUGUUGAAAGCAUGCUUGGAUCAUCGGUAGAACAAAAGUUUGAAGAGUUGCAAGUUGAAGAGCUUAGAGCUGAACGUCAAGCAGAGAUUGAAAGACAAAUGAAAGAUAAAGGUAAGGGAGUUGAAGGAAGUUCAGCUGUGACUGAAAGAUCGAUUGUUCCUUCUAUGGUGGUUGAUAAUGCCGAGCCUAUUUAUGCUGUUUCUGGUCUAUUUGAAGAUGAUACUCCUAUGAAUGAAGAUGAUGAUGAUGAUGAUGCUCAGGGUGGCACAGGUUUGAAAGUUACAGAAGCUUCCACUGAGAAAACAGUUGAUGAUCUGAUGAAUGAUUCGGUAAAUGAAGAAUCAGGGGAAGCAAGUGGAAAGGGGGAGUCUAGUAAAACUCAGAUCAUUGAACAUACUGAAAAGUUAAUCUUGGGAGUAGAUGUUUACAGAGAAAUGAUGCAUACUGUGGAUCCUGAGUUCAAGUUUGACUUUGAAGAAGAGUGGAAUACUUUUGAUAUCAAUCAACAACCUGAAUACACGUAUAAGUAUGUUGAAGAGGCUGAUAAGUACGACAGAGUGGAAGUAGAAGACUGGACGGAUGAUGAAGAUGUGGUUGAAGAUACUUCUAAGUUUCCUACACUUAUGGAGUUCUUUACCGAGGAAAAUAGAGAAGAAUUAAGACAAAAAGUAGCUGAGGCAGUGAAAGAUAAAAACUUUAAAAGCACUCAAAAGGAAAUGGAAAAGGAAGAUAGAUCGAAGUGGUUCAGAAAGAGUCACGAGAGAAAGUUUCUGGACUUUAAAAGUAUGCGAAGGACAUAG
This is a messenger RNA of Helianthus annuus (common sunflower), 2328 nucleotides long. Its product is annotated as RNA-binding protein 33-like. Lineage: Eukaryota; Viridiplantae; Streptophyta; Magnoliopsida; Asterales; Asteraceae. The record is from RefSeq and is a predicted model, not a curated record. The transcript has 2 exons. Bases 1 to 2328 code for a protein of 775 amino acids.